This is a messenger RNA of Echinococcus granulosus, 3393 nucleotides long. RefSeq names its product Netrin receptor UNC5C. The transcript is spliced from 15 exons. Gene Ontology annotation, biological process: netrin-activated signaling pathway. The coding region runs from base 1 to 3393 and encodes 1130 amino acids. Gene Ontology annotation, cellular component: membrane. The record is from RefSeq and is a predicted model, not a curated record. Lineage: Eukaryota; Metazoa; Platyhelminthes; Cestoda; Cyclophyllidea; Taeniidae. Gene Ontology annotation, molecular function: protein binding; netrin receptor activity.
AUGGUCGAAGCCUGGAGGACCAUAACAUUUAUUCGCCUUCUCAUCAUCUGCCUUAUCUCCACAGGUGCAGCGGAGGCCUCACCACAGAAGGAUCUUGUGCAACCCCAUGAAAAACACCUAGAAGGUGUUCCGGUCUUUAUCCAACAACCAGAAAGUAUCUACUACGCGUGGAGAGGAAAACCUGCGGUUUUUGAGUGUAUUGCAGAGCCAGUCUCACACGCGGUUGCCUUCUGUGCGGACAAAACCUUUCCCUACAUGGGAAACGAACAUACUAGUGAACAGAGACUUCAGGUUACUCGACUUGACUCUAAUGGGAACCUGGAUGCGGAUGGACCUCGUUGGCACCUGCGUCUUCCAAUUCGAACGAAAGAUUUGGAGGAGUGGUUCGACGCCUACAUUUGCACCUGCGAGGUCUGGAAUCUUAUACCCGCCUUGAAACAAGUCAAGAAGGUAUUCAGUCGCAACGCUACCAUCAUUGAAGCCUAUCUUGAUCGUGAAUUUCAACUGGAGCCCAUCCCCGAACAACUUGUCAAAGGUCAAAGACUUCUACUGUCGUGUCAACCACCUAAAGGUGAACCAGCACCCAAGGUCUACUGGUUGAAGAAUGGAAAACGAGUGGAGGCUCAAACCUUCCCUCACAUCAUCAUUGACGACUACAACCGGUUGAUUAUAGAGCAGGUGGAACUACAAGAUGAGGGUAAUUACACUUGCGUGGCGGACACCCUGGGCAUGGAACAGCGGUACUCCACCGCAGAGGUCACAGUGCUUCCCUACAGGAGGGAGCCUCAGACUCACUUGCGCAUGACUCCAUGGACGACAUGGAGUGCUUGCAAAUUGGAGCCCCUGAGUGGACGUUGUCAACAGACACGUACACGAACCUGUUUCAAUGUGUCGACCCUCGAGGAGACCGUCUUGCCGCCUUCUGCGUCAGCAUUUCCAGACCCUCCACCCACCUGUCCACAAUCGGUGUUUGAAAGCAGAAUUUGUGAAUCCACUGAAUGUGGGGGUGAAAUUUCGGAAACUACAGGCGAGAAGAAGAACGCGUCCUCUUCAGUGAAUGUUCGAGAGAUAAUGUUCUACGUGGGCCUGGUGGCGGCAUUCACUGUGACGGCCCUCAUAAUCUUCACCGUCUGUCGUCUAAACCGAAGAAAACCCUCACAUUUCAGCAAUUCCCUUUGUCCAGGGCGUUUCUCAAGUCGACAAAAUGAGUACGGCAAGUCUAUGACAAUUCUCAAGAACAGUCAAAGCAGCACCUACGACAUGCCACCAAUCACCAAUGGCGUGGGAAGUCUUCCAAGGCAACUUAAAGUAAGCUCUCCAGCCACUGAGAGCACGGCAAUCGGUCUACUCGAUUAUUCCUCCAAAAAUGCGAGUCCGAGGGGCCUUGUUCAAUCGCAGACGCGGAGGCCCGUCUCCGGGGCCGAGGCUGGAAAUACGUACAAUCAACCGUACAGUCCUAUCCCCGCAAUGUUUACUCCAAUGUCGCCAGGUUUUCCAAAUGGACGGCCUUUUCAAUCGCCAAAAUUUAAUUAUCUGUCAAAAAACAAGCAAAAAAACGGAACUGAAUGGAUGCCCGACGUGACGCCGGGAACAGGCGCCAAAACCGCCAAACUUCCAAUUCGGCGGGUGGGGCUAAAGGAAUCGCCUGGCCUCGCCUCAAAUGGCAACACGGCCGCGUACUCUCCCCUGCCCGGUGGAGGAGGGUACACAAAUCCACCACUACCAGGUAAACCCAUACCUCCUCUACCGCCACCCUAUAUGGCGCCCUCACGAUCCAGUGCCUCGUCUUCUACAGGCGGUUUGCAAGCUCAACAACAGCCAAUCUAUUUGAGCCCAUCUUCAACUCCGAAUACAGGAUUGGGUGGGGCUGAAGGAGGCGAUGACUGCUCCUCCGCAUUCUACCAUGAAAUUGGAACUGCCGCGGAGUCCAUCUUCCCGUUGAUUCCUCCCCUCCCUGUUGCUGCUGGAGAGACGGGAAGCACUACUUGGGCUAACAUUGGAUCCGUUGGUGGUGUGGUCAAUUUACCGGAGUCUGGGAUAAGUCUUCGAAUUCCACCGGGUUCAGUACCAUCGGGCGUCUCCAGAGAGGUCUAUCUUGCAACCUGUAGAGAUGAGAAGUAUUGGCCUGCAUUAUCUGAGCAUCAGACACUACUGAGUUCAGUCAUUCAAAUUGGCCUCCCAGGAGCUCCACUCUCGAAACCCGUGAUUGUGACUUUCCCACAUUGCGCCAACAUGACAGGACAGAGCGCUUGGUCCUUCAGCAUUCAUUGCUACUGCAGUACUUCUGGCUUCGACUCGAUUUACAAGGGCUCCGAAUCCACCACUGUCGAGUGGUCUUGGAGGGAGGUGGCCCAAAUAGGUCAAGAGCAAGCACGUGACCCAAUUCACUGUUACCUAAGCGGUAAUCAAGCCCACCUGAUGACCCAGUAUCCGCUGCGUUUUUGUCUCGUCGGUCAGGCGACAACUUUUGCACCGACUAGCCCAAAUACCCUCCUCGUGGGCGCUACACGAAUGGGCAUCUCUACGGACUGCAGUGAGAAUCACAGUGGAAGCAGUAUGGCGACAGAGACAACCAAUGAUACCCUCCCAUCGGCUAUACCACCACCUCUUUCAAAACGUCUACGACUUAUCGCCUUUGCAAGCAGAUUUACAAACGUUACAGACUGCAGUUUACGAAUCUACGCCGUUCUUGAUACCGUGGAUGCCGUAAGACAUGUGAAGGACACUGAGGCCAAAUUGGAUGGCCAGUUGAUUGGUGGUGGAAAGCAGAUGUUGUUCAAGAACAGCGGAGGCGGAUUGGUAUUUCGAAUUCAAGAGUUGUCGCCUCACUGGAGAACGCGGUUGUCUUGCCAGGAGAUACCGUUUCGACAUAUAUGGAGCGGCAAUCGUAACACCCUACUCCACUGCUCAUUCACGCUUGAACGAGUUGAUGAUGCAACUCCAGGCCUGCACUGUACAAUCGCCUGUCAACAAGAUGGUGUUCCAGGAACGCAACAAGUCCUGCAUUUGAACGUCAACAGUGGCAGUCCAGAGGGGAAACACCUACAACCCAGCCAGACGGGCAACAGUUCGUACAGUGAACAAAAUGAGUUCAGGCUCCCGUCCUACGUGGUAUUUCAAAUGUGCAGUAUGCUUGAUCCUAUCGCUCCACUGGGCAAUGAUUGGAGGCAAUUGGCCCAACAUCUUAACAUGGAAAGAUUUCUGCCCUACUUUGCAUCAACUCAACGUCCUACUGAAAUGGUUCUCAAUUUGUGGGAGGCUUUGACCACCGCCAAGGGUCCACUAGCCCACCAGGAGUUGAUAAGCAUCCUACAGAGUAUGCAUCGUUUGGAUUGCGCCAACUUGGUUCGGUCUCAGUUCUCCCUCGUCUCGUCGCGAAAAGAUCAUGUGUAA